UAUAAUCGUAUCGUUUCAUUCCUAAAAGUACUAUUUUGAAGUUUCUGGAUUAAAAACAAUUUUGUGUCUGUGUUAUAAAAAUUCAAGUCAUUUAUUUAUAGCUAAAUAUAUUCGCUCUGCUGCUGAUUGCUGACCAAAGGUAUUCACCUAAAGGAGGAAUAACGUGGCUUAUGUGAUCUGGCCACUCAGCAAACCAAAUCAAAUCGGGGAGGAAAAAAAAAUUUUCCACGGAAAUUGUAUAAUGAAACGUAAUAGAAGGAAUGAUGAAUACGGUUUAUCAAAAAGGAGAGCUAACCAAACAUAUCCUACUUAUAAUGGAUCACCAUAUCGUCAACAAAAUAAUCAGCAAAGUAACGUUCCCUUCCUUGCCGUAACACAUCGUGCUGCCCAAGACCAAAUGACUUUUAGAUCUUCAGCCUCAAACAGCUUUAUAUACAAUAUGAGCAACGGGUGGCCGAUGUCGCCACCAAUGCAAUAUUCAAUGGCUCCAUAUAUUCAUCAAACACAUCCCCAAUUUCUUCACACAAAUGUCGGCCCUCCCUAUCCAAAUCAAACUAAUCUAAUGCCGUAUAGUAACGUUUCGGUACCACCGCCUUUGAAUCCAUCAAACGUUCAAAACGGUAAUCAACAAACAAGUAACAAUACUCUUGGUCGAGCUCGUCCGCAAAAUGAUACUCCCAAAAGGAAGUGGUGCCGAGAGGACGCCAUCAAAGCUCUGGCUGUCGAAGAAGAAUUAUGUAAACGUAAUACCACGGCUCCAUACUUGGUUAUACGCUUUCCCGAUCCACCUUUGGAUACAGAAAUGGUUAAACGAUUUUCCAAAGAAAUCGACGCAGUUCAUUUUCAAAAAAAUUCUGCACCCCGCUUUUGUUUUGUUCGUUUAAAAGACAAUACGGAUGCUGCAAAAGUUAUAAAGGACAUAUCGACAAUACCGUUUGGGAUGGGGCAUUUAUCGGCUGAAUUGCGUUUUGAUCCCACCAAACCGCCACCAGCCACUAAGCCAGAGCAAGUGGAUCCAUAUACUUUGUAUGUUGGAAAUUUGUCUUUAUCUGUGUCUGUGGAAACAAUAAAACGACAUUUUCCGGGAGCAUUAAGAUACGACCUAGCGUUUAAAUCGAAAAUAAAACCAAUUCGGUAUGCGUUUAUCCGUUUUGAUAGUAUAGAAAAGGCAACAGAGGCAUUUAAACAUGGUAUGAACUUACAAGUUGAUGGGCGAUCCCUUGUUCUACGUUUUCGUAGAGCAAAGUUUAACUAUCCAGCUGAAAAAACAUCUUUAGGCACAGUUCAGUCAAAUAAUAUAAGCACGGCUCACGUCACUGAUUUAACAGCUGAGAAUGAUGGCAACAUUAUUACAAACAUUGCUCAAAUAACAGAACGGAACAAUUCGCCUUCUAAUGAGAUCACAAUAAAAAAUGAGAACUGCAAGGGUAAUUUACGAGAAAAUAUGUUCGAUGCGAUAGAACAUAUUAAGGAGGAACAAUAUGACACCGAUUACAGCUAUGAAGAUGAAUGCUGUAGUUCAUACUGUGGACAUCCUUAUACCGAUCUUGAUCAGAGCGAUAUUAAAUCAGAAAGUAAUGAUUGUGAACCUUGCAAUUCGGAUUGCAUCAGGCUCACUGAAGAUUUUGAUGAUGGAAAGUAUGCGGAUAAAAAUAAACAAUGCUCCAAGAGCUUCCCGGCAAAUAGUGUAAAUAAAUGUCGGAGAGUCGAAUCCCACGAUAAAAGCGUAAAUUAUGUGAAAGCUCAGGUCUUAAAUACAACUACUGUCAAAGAGAAUUUAAAGAUGCCUGGAACUACAAGAACCUUAUCCGAAAAUGUUUCAAUAUCAGAAAAAAAAUAUAUUGAAAAUUUGUACGAUCAGUUAAAUUCCUCAAGGGUGCUUAAAAAAGAAGUACAUAGUGAAUUUGACGAACUAGAGGAAAUGCUUAAAGAAGUGGACUAAUAAUAAACACCAAAGUUAGGUUUAAUUUUUCUAAA
Molecule: messenger RNA, 1977 nt
Organism: Rhagoletis pomonella (apple maggot)
Lineage: Eukaryota; Metazoa; Arthropoda; Insecta; Diptera; Tephritidae
Gene: Pof
Molecular function (GO): RNA binding
Source: RefSeq, a predicted model, not a curated record